Messenger RNA from Momordica charantia (bitter melon), 1653 nucleotides. Its product is annotated as teosinte glume architecture 1. NCBI's taxonomy places the organism in Eukaryota, Viridiplantae, Streptophyta, Magnoliopsida, Cucurbitales, Cucurbitaceae. The record is from RefSeq and is a predicted model, not a curated record. Gene Ontology annotation, molecular function: DNA binding. Gene Ontology annotation, cellular component: nucleus.
GUUGGGCCUAAAGAGGAAAGCAAAAGACUUCCAAAAUACCCAUUUUCUCAGUCCCUCUUUCUUCCCUUCCUUUCCCAUUUUUUCCGUUCUCUCUCCUAUUCCCACUAUCCCUUUCUUCUGCCUUCCCUUUAUCAUCAAAGUACAUUAUCCACUCUUCCCAAUUUCUGCUUUCCAAUUUUUUUAUUCAGUUUCCCAAUUCCCUCCCCCCAUGCUUCUUUCUGCUGAAAUCCGACUGCCCAAAAUGUUCAAAUCCCAUUACCCUUUACUUCAAAUCCUCUCUCAUUGUCACAUUUUGUUCUAAUACGAACAUGGAGCUUUGCUUGUGAAGUUCUACCAGGGCGUGAAGUUGAAUUAGGAAGGACCCUGAUUGAGGAAUUUUCUAUUGGGAAUGACUUAAAGCACCUUGGAAAACGUUUCACAAAUUGCUACUUAGAUAAAGUUUUUGGGAACUGAGAGUGYGUUGAGGAGUGAAGGAAGUUGCUUGAUGUAUUUGAGACUCGGGGGGAUUUGUAAUAUGGGUGAAGGAUCUAUGGAUGACAUAAAAGGAACUAGAGUUACUUUGAUCGAGUCAUCGUCUUCGAGAUUAAUGAAGAGGUCGCGUGCUCCCGGGGGUGGAGCCCAAGUCCCUUUGUGUUUGGUUGAUGGAUGCAGUUCAGACCUUAGCAAAUGCAGGGACUACCAUCGUCGCCAUAAAGUAUGCGAGCUCCAUUCUAAAACACCGAAAGUAACCAUUUGCGGUCAAGAACAACGGUUCUGCCAACAGUGUAGCAGAUUCCAUUCUUUGGUGGAGUUUGAUGAUCGAAAACGAAGCUGUAGGAAACGUCUCGAUGGACACAACCGACGUCGAAGAAAGCCUCAGCCAGCUUCUAUGGCACUAAAUGCAGGAAGAUUUCUCUAUGGUAACCAAGGUCCGAGAUUCUUGCCAUUUGGUAAUCAACUACUCCCUGCCAGUGAUAAUGUCAGCUCUUCUUGGAUUGGAGCGAUCAAACCCGAGAACAACGCCCCUCUUUGCGGCAGCAAUACGCAGUUCGGCUUUGCUGAUAGAAGAAAAGAUAUGUUGCCUGGGUCUCUGGCUUCUGAUUACAAAGAAAAACAACUAGCAAUCUCUUAUAUCCCUAUAGGACUGCUUCCCAAAUCAUCCAAUAUCCAGCCAUUUCUCGAUGUUGGAUCGAGCAAUGGCGAGAAUGUUCAGAAAGUGCUCGGAAACGGAUCGAAUCGAUUCUUCGACUCUGACUGUGCUCUCUCUCUUCUGUCAACACCAGUUGAGCCUGGGGAGAUUAAUCUAAGCUCCAUGGUCCAACCCAACCUCAUCCCCCCAGCCCAUUUCAUCCACAGCGACAGUCUCGGCUUGGAGAGUGACCCCGGGAAUUCUGGUUUGGUUUCGGACGGUAGCAGCGAUGCAAACAUCCGGUGCUACUCGACGUUCCAGAUCGGACCUGAUGGAUCUUCAGUAGAUUUAUUCAGGUUUUGAAACAUGAAAGAAUUUGGUCAUUCUCUUCUAGGUUCUGAGAUAAGAUCUAUCUAAUAUGCUUAGGAUUUAAAAAUCAGCCAUUUUCAAUCUUUCAAUCUCUGCUUUCUUUUUGUUUUGGGAGUUUUAAGAUUGUUCCUACGUUGUGUGUUUAAUGUCUCUUUCAAUGUCUUUAACUUUGUUCA